AUUCAACAAAAAUAUUAAAAAAAAAAAAAAAAAAAAGAGAAGCAUGAGGCCGUCUAAUAAUAUGAUUAAGCACUUUGAUAACCUAGUAUAUCUGGAUGACUACAUAGAUACCAUAGAAGCUGUUCCACUCGACUUGCAAAGAAACUUUACCCUUAUGAAGGAAUUGGAUGGUUAUGCUCAAGAUUUGAUGGAUACAGUGUCAAGAGAUGCCAUUGAACUCAUUGACAAUAUAAAGAACAUGGACCCUAAUGCCCGUUUGGACAAACUGAAACACUUGACCAACAUACUGACAGAAACCUUAAAAAGAGGAGAAGAAAAAGUAGCCUUAGCAAAGUCAACUUACGAUGCCGUAGACCGCCAUUGUAACCGCUUAGAUGCAGAUCUUGUGAAGUUUGAGGAAGACCAAGCAGUGGGAGAUAAUCGAAUAACAUCAUUACCAGGUUUAGAACCUUCGGCACGUACACUUAAAGACGGUGCGGACGUCAGGGAAAGGGCUGCUAAACGAGCAGAAAGAGCUGGUGACCGAAAGGAAGCGAAAGGGGAAAGAAAAAUUACCAAAAAACGGAAGGCAACGAAAGAUAAUGUUAAUAACGGAAAUGGUUCACCGCCUGGGUCGCUUCGUACUCAGACCUUGAAAGAAACAAAGUAUAUAAAAAAUGUCGACAAGGAAAAAACUAAGAAUGGAUAUAACAACUCAAAGAAUAGUAAUGGAAAGCUAAAAACUGUUAUCCCUCCUGAUCUACCCAUUGAUCCAAACGAGCCAUUGUACUGUUACUGUAACCAGGUUUCUUACGGUGAAAUGGUAGCUUGUGAUAAUACCGAGUGCGAGAUUGAAUGGUUUCACUUGGCUUGUGUUGAUCUUAAAACAGUACCAAAAGGAAAAUGGUAUUGUAACAACUGUGUUAUGAAAAUGAAAGGGAGACAAAGAAAGUAAUUGAUUUCUGCUAUAAUACCAUUGAUAAAAAUUAAUCUUUUGUAAUUAAAAGCAUAUUCAUAUCUUCAAAACAAUUGUAAAAUAAAACUGUAGACUGGACGAAUCUACUUCGAAUUUUAAUUUAUUGAUAAUCAGACAAUGCCUUAC
Mycotypha africana is the source of this 1081-nucleotide messenger RNA. RefSeq lists its product as uncharacterized. NCBI's taxonomy places the organism in Eukaryota, Fungi, Mucoromycota, Mucoromycetes, Mucorales, Mycotyphaceae. The record is from RefSeq and is a predicted model, not a curated record. The transcript is spliced from 8 exons. Gene Ontology annotation, biological process: regulation of DNA-templated transcription. The coding region runs from base 44 to 934 and encodes 296 amino acids. Gene Ontology annotation, cellular component: nucleus.